This is a messenger RNA of Funneliformis mosseae, 498 nucleotides long. The record is from the annotation of a GenBank genome assembly. Lineage: Eukaryota; Fungi; Glomeromycota; Glomeromycetes; Glomerales; Glomeraceae.
CUGGGUUAUCUCCAGUUCGAUCAAAAUCAUUUUGAGGCAUUAGAUGAAAUAUAUUUUUACCGUCCAACAACAGAACCAAAAUAUAUUUAUUAUAUAGGUAAAUCAAAAAGUUAUGAUGAAUGGAAUGCGAAUGUUAAAAAAUAUAAGGAAAGAAACUUAUAUGAGGAUUAUGAAAAGAAAAUGUUUGAAAGAAAAUUAACAUAUGAGGAUGAAGAAGAUGAUUAUUCCGGUGAUGAUAGUUCUGAAAGUAAAGGAAAGGAAAAAGAAAUUAGUAUUACUGAGAUUGAUAAUAAUGUUGUUAAGAAAGGAAAAGAAAAAGAAAGUAUUACUAAGCUUGAUAAUAAAGUUGCUAAGGAAGAAGAAAUUAGUAUUAAUGAUCUUAACAAUAAGAUUAAUGAACUUAAUCGUAGAAAUGAUGAGAUUAAUAGUAAGAUUGAUAAAUUACUUAAUGUAAUAUUAAGUAAAGAAAAUACUGAGAUUGGGAAUCUCAAAAUUUAA